AUGUCGAGCCAACGCGACGAAGCCUACAAGUCUCUGAUGAGGGGCUUGAAUGAGCUGGACAUCACUGGUCCUUAUGUUCCCAGUGUUCUCGAUCUGAUCGGAGAUAAGGCCUUUCCACUGGCGAUGAACAGCCAUGGCCAAAUCCUGAUGGCUGCCUCUACGUAUGGUGCUGGCAGAAUUGUUGUCCUGGGUCACGAAGGGUACCUGACCACCUUCCCCACUUUGACGGAGAACGCGGUGGCUUGGCUCAAGGGUGAUGGUCCCUACAACCCGCUGGUGGGAGUCCACCAAACCAUCCAGGAAGUCGCCGAUAACCUCAACGCGUCAUGCAUCCCGGCUAAAGUUGUGAGUGGUUUCAGCAAGGACCUGGGGCUGGGUGUGUUCGUGGCUAAAGCCUACUCAGUCGAUGGAGAAGCGGAAGAGCUGGUGGAGUUCCUGAAGAAAGGCGGAGGAAUUCUGAUUGCCGGGCAGGCCUGGAGCUGGGCUUACAAGAAUCGUGGGAAGAGCACCAUACUUCAUUUUGUGGGGAACCAGGUGUCCAGCGUGGCCGGGAUCUACUUCUCCCGAUAUCAUGCUGCCGUGGAGCCGCUGUCCGUGGAGCCGCAGAUCCCGUUUUCCUGGAAGUCGCUUGCAGUCAGGGAGAAUUUCAAGGAUGACUUGGAGGUCUUGCUUCAGGGCAUUUCUGAGUUCAAUUUCAAGGUCGAUAAGAUGACUCUAUGUGAACUUUUGGUUCAUGGCUUGCUUGCGUUUCCCAUUGGUGCCACCCCAGAUGGAAGGACGUUCCUGGCUGGAGCGUACUACGGCAAAGGUCGAGUCGUUGUGGUCACUCAUGACAUACUGCUUGCGAUUGAGUGGCUGGCUCCUCUGUGGAAGAAUGUAAUGACCUGGCUGGACAGAGGUCGGAAUGGUAUCACCGGAGUCGCUAUUCCAAAUGCGUACAGCCUCUUCGCUAAAUCUGGGAUCAACUGUCAGCAGACCGACCUCAGGAAAGACCUGAGUGUGUACGUUUGUAAAGCCUACACUAAUGACAUUGCAGAAGAGUUACAGGAGUUCGUGGCAGAGGGAGGAGGGCUGCUGGUUGCAGGGCAAAGCUGGUACUGGGCGCAAACCAACAAGUCGCAGAACGUCCUGACCGACUAUCCAGGAAACAAGUUCAUGUACAAUAUGGGCAUGAGUUUCAUGAGUGGCACCAUUCGUAAUACCGUCUACCCGGUUCCUGAUCCCAGCCGGGACAUCAAGGAAACCUACCACCUUCGGCACAUGAUCCACCGCUUUGUCGCUCACGCCACACACGGAUCCCCUCUUUCCAUGUUUGAGGAGGGAAACCUCAAAAAGCUGGGAAUUGAUUGUGCGGCCUUCCUGCAGAUGGAAGCUCACCACUGUGCCUCCUACUCUCAUGUGCUCGAUGUUCUCACCGACUUGGUGAAGACAUGUGGGAUGCCUCAGAUGAGUGAGAGCACCCCGGUGACGGGCAGCAAAGCCCACGCCCUCUUGCACGUGGGAGCGGCACUGUACAGAGUCUACCCCGACCGUGAUGCGCUGCUGCCUCACCUCAUCAAGAGCAUCCCUUCACUGCCUGUUGUCCACAACACCAAAGUCACGUUGGAUGUGAACACCGCAGGUGGAUCAGAGAUGAUCAGCACUGGACUUUACCUCACGCCUUGUCUGGAGACCUCCAUAGUUGUACCAGAGCAGAUCGUCAACAAGAACUGGAUGAUCCUAAUCGGGUGUCAAACAGACUUUCUGAAGAAAGACCUGCUCAAGAGGCCGCCCAUUGUUUGUGAGCGGAUUUAUGUCAAGGCACAAAUGAUGACGGUGUCCAACAUGUAUGGAGGGCUCAUCUACCUGAUGGCCCCACCGCAUACCCGAAUGGACCAGGUGGAGAUCACAGUGCAGGUGGCUGUGCAGGCGCCGUACUAUAAAUUUGGCGUCACCACAGAAGCAGAGUGGUUGACGCUUCGGUCAGCCCCGGCUCCCUGGGCCGAGCUGGAGUUCGAAAACAUCAUCUUCUCAGUACCUUCUGAGGUUGUGCGUGAACUGGACAAGCCAGACGAGUUGGCUGCGUUAUGGAACGCCAUCAUGAGGGCCGUCGCUGAUCUGGCUGCCACUUCACCAAAAUUCUCCCGCAAAGAGAGAUUUGUGACAGAGGUCCAGAUUACUCACGGUGUGAUGCAUGCUGGGUACCCCAUCAUGGCACUUUAUGUCGCAGCCCCUCAGGUGACCAGCAUCGAUCACAUCAUGACCAAAGGCUUGUGGCCUCCGAUCCACGAACUCGGCCACAACCAGCAGAGAGACUGCUGGGAGUUUAAAUACCACACCACUGAGGCCACCUGCAACAUUUGGAGCGUCUAUGUGCACGAAGAAGUGUUGAAGAUCCCCAGAGCUCAGGCUUAUCGGGACUUGACCCCAGAAAGGAGGAAGGCCAACAUUGAGAAAUUUGUCAGAAGAGGAAAAAGACUGGAUGACUACAACUACUUUAUUGCCCUGGAGACAUAUCUGCAGCUCCAGGAAAAAUUUGGAUGGAAUGCUUUCAAGAAGGUGUUCGGUGCCUACCACAAGAUGACCCGCUUCCCAACUGACAAAAAUGAGAAGAUGAACCUCUACACUGAGACCUUCUCUGAAGCCGUGGGGAUGAAUCUGUGUGGGUUCAUGAAAGCUUGGAGCUGGCCCAUAUGUUCCACGACGGAGAAGAAGCUCUCCAGCCUGCCGCCCUGGAAUGACCAUCCCAUGGUCCAGUACAUGUAA
Molecule: messenger RNA, 2745 nt
Organism: Synchiropus splendidus (mandarinfish)
Lineage: Eukaryota; Metazoa; Chordata; Actinopteri; Syngnathiformes; Callionymidae
Product: TRPM8 channel-associated factor homolog
Exons: 11
Coding region: 1-2745 (914 amino acids)
Source: RefSeq, a predicted model, not a curated record